UUCCAGUCAAAGAUUAGAUUAUCACAUUAAGCACUACUAAAAUCAAUCUAAUCAGAGAUGUAUUUGAAAACUACAGCUACAUUGUUGCAGAUGUAGCAGCUCUUGAAUGGAUGGAGAAUUUAAACCGGAAGUACGUUUAUGUUUUCUAUUUAUGGUUUUUGGUGCUGCAUUCAUUCAAAGCCUACGUUUGCAGGCUUGUCUGAAAACGAUGUCUGCAAUGGAGGUCCCAGGACCAGAAAGCGAUUGGAGAAGCCCCGCAUUCCGACAGAAAGUUGUUGCACAAAUUGAAGAGGCGAUGAGAAAGGCUGGGACUGCACACACGAAGUCCAGCAAUGACAUGGAGAAUCAUGUUUAUGUCAAAGCCAAAUCUAGAGAAGAAUACUUGUCCCUGGUUGCAAGGUUGAUCAUUCACUUCAGAGACAUUCAUAAAAAGGCACAAGGAGGAGGUCUGGAUCCCAUGAAUGCCCUGACAAAUCUCACAGGGGUUCCAGGGGGCAUCGCCAUGGGGCCUAGGCCACCUGGUGCACCCAUGGGUGGCAUGGGGACCAUGGGGCAGAUGCAAAUGGGUCAGCAUGCAAUGGCAGGUGUAGCUGGAAAUCCUCAAGCGAGUGAGUGUAUUUCUGAAGCUAUUUAACUUGCUCACGUUAUUCAUGUUUAUUUGAAUGCUGCUGUCUGUUAGCCCACAGAAACAAUUGGAUCAGUAGCCUACUGGUCAUGACAUUUUGAUUUUCGAUCAGGGACCUCCAAACUCAUAUUCCUGUGUCCUCCAUGAGGCUCAGAGCAUGUGAGCAGAGAUGAGUGGGAGCAGAGCGAGGAGCGGAGCGGGCACAAUUUGACUGCAGCUGGGGAAAUGGACGUGGAGCGCUCUGUGUGCAAUGAGCUGGAUUUCCGACCGCUCAACUCGGCUCACAGGAGGUCCAGGGCAGAUGCAGAUGCAGCAGAUUGCCCAGCAGCAGCAGUCCAUUCAGUUCCAGCAGUUCCAGGCACAGCAGCAACAGACAGCCAUGCAACAACAGCAACAGACGGCCAUGCAGCAGCAGCAGCAGCAGACAGCCAUGCAACAACAGACAGCCAUACAGCAGCAGCAGUUUCAGGUCCAGCAGCAGCUGAAGCUGCAACAGUUACAGCAACAACACCAUCAGAACCAACAGCUCCAACAGCAGCACCAAAACCAGCAGCAGCAGCAGGCCCAAAACCAGCAACAACAGAACCAGAUGCACCCAUCAAGGCUCCAGCAACAACAGCAGAUAGUUCAGUUACAACUCCAACAGCAGCAUGCGCAGGCCCAAGCACAAGCGCAGGCCCAAGCACAAGCCCAGGCCCAAGCACAAGCCCAGGCGCAGUCCAUUCAGCACAUGGUCCAGCAGCAGCAGCAGGUUCAGGCCCAGUCUCAGCCCCAGGCGGCCCAGCUACCCCCCCACUCCCAGCAGCAGCAGGGCAUGGUGCCCCAGUCUCUCGCUGGACAGAUGCCCUCCACACAGCACGUGCCCAUCAGCUCGCUCAGUCAGCAGCAGCAGCAGCAACAGCUCAAGAUCCAAGCAUUGCAGGCUAGAGCGAUGCAGCAGCAAGUCCAGCAGGCAGCGCAGCAAGCCCAACAGGCGGCAGCUCAGGCCCAGCUAGCUGCAGCAGUACCUGGACAGAUGAUGAUGCCCCGCCUUGGGAUGCAAAUUCCACCCCGGUUGCCCCGCGCUGCCCCGAACCCCGCCAUACCUCCAAACUCUGCUGCCAUGGGAGGACAGCAAAUACCACAGGUUCAGCAGCACCAGAUGAUGUCAUCGCCCUCGCCGGUACAGGUGCAGACCCCCCAGUCCAUGCCCCCCCCUCCCCAGCCACAGCCAUCCCCACAGCCCCCGUCCUCCCAGCCCAACUCAGUCAGCAGUUCUGGUCCCACACCGUCGCCAGGUGGCUUCCAGCCUAGCCCAUCCCCCCAGCCCUCGCAUAGCCCAGCCACCGCACGCACCCCCCAGAACUAUAGCGUCCCCUCCCCAGGACCCCUCAACACCCCAGGGAACCCCAGUUCAGUGAUGAGUCCAUCCGGGGCCAAUCAGCAGGAGGACCAGCAGUACAUGGAGAAACUCAAACAGCUCUCCAAAUACAUCGAGCCGCUGCGCAGGAUGAUCAACAAGAUAGACAAAAAUGAAGAUAGGAAAAAGGACCUGAGUAAGAUGAAGAGCCUGCUGAACAUUCUCACUGACCCCAACACAAGGUGUCCUCUCAGAACCUUACAGAAGUGUGAGAUAGCACUGGAGAAACUGAAGAAUGAUAUGGCUGUGCCGACGCCUCCCCCUCCACCUGUGCCCUGCACCAAGCAGCAGUACCUGUGCCAGCCCCUCUUGGAUGCCGUCAUGGCAAACAUCCGCUCGCCUGUCUUCAACCAUUCUCUGUAUCGUACCUUCGCCCCAGCCAUGACAGCCAUCCACGGGCCGCCCAUCAUGGGCCCCAUCAUCGCGGCCCGGAAGAGGAAACAUGAGGAGGAUGACCGUCAGACCAUCCCCAACAUCCUGCAGGGGGAGGUGGCCCGUCUUAAUGCCAAGUUCCUGGUCAACCUGGACCCCUCGUUCUGCAGUAACAAUGGCACUGUGCACCUCAUCUGUAAACUAGAUGAUAAGAACCUGCCAAGUGUGCCUCCUCUCCAGCUCAGCAUCCCAGCAGACUACCCAGACCAGAGCCCUCAGUGGGCAGACGACGGGCAAGUGUAUGGUGCUAACCCCUUCCUACAAAACGUUCACAGAAACAUGACCUCCAAGCUCCUACAGCUCCCAGACAAGCACUCAGUGACUGCACUGCUCAAUACUUGGGCCCAGAGUGUCAGACAAGCCUGUCUUUCUGCAGCAUAGACAAGAAGCUCACCUCACCUGUCCAUCAAACCAUGCUGGGUACAACAUAACUUAUCACUAAGACAGUGCAAACUGGAAGGAGUGGGCUACCACAUCUUGGAGCACCAGCUCUUCCCUAUCACUAGGGUGUGCUGCUGAGGGUUCUAUACAAACUGUAUUAUGAGAAGGUCCAUUUGGGAUGAGUUAUGUAAAGAAUUUUGAGUUGCGAAAAUGUAUAACC
Molecule: messenger RNA, 3057 nt
Organism: Salmo salar (Atlantic salmon)
Lineage: Eukaryota; Metazoa; Chordata; Actinopteri; Salmoniformes; Salmonidae
Source: RefSeq, a predicted model, not a curated record